AUGGAGCACUUUUUGAAGGAGAUGUGGAGGCAAUGCAGGAUGAGAGUGUUUGUGUUGUCAGCUUGGAAGAAUGAACAGGGCGAGGUGCUGUUUGGGAUGCAUGAUGAUAAUGAGGCAUUAGGAGAUGGGGACAGCUUCAUAAAUACAAAGGACUGGGAGGACAUCGAGCCAGUGUGGCAGGAGUAUGCGCAGGAACAGUUUGGUGCCGGAGCACGGGAAGGUGGCCGACAGAUGAAGGGAGGUCACAAGAGAAUCCAAAAACCAGCCUUCGAGCUCGACACUGACGAGGAUGGGAUGCCGUUGCUUCCGGACAUCACCAAAACAAAACUUGAGGAGAAGAAGGCCAUAGUCAGGGCUUUUCUCACAUCGCACUAUUGGACUUGUUCGGGGAUCGACAAGGCAGUAGUGCCAUGGAGUGCCAUACUUCAAUGCCAGGAUGACUUUGUGUCACGAAGAUAUCUUCCGGCGGAUGUUGACUUGAAGGAGCCUUCCAAGUUGCAAAAUUUGGACACGACAGCCCUCCUCAAUUUCUGGUAUGCUUGGCAGGAGAAAGGUGAAGGAUCAACAUUCACGUUCAAAGCGUGGAAGAACAAAGAUGGCGACAUGGUAGCAUCGGUUGUUGAGCAUUCCAACUUUGACUAUGUAGUAUUCCUUUCACUUUGGUUUAUCUACAAUGCUGAGACUCGUGUCAUAGCUUCUAUUGUCCCACAGGUUAUGAGCCCUGGCUUAAACUAA
Suillus bovinus is the source of this 735-nucleotide messenger RNA. RefSeq lists its product as uncharacterized. NCBI's taxonomy places the organism in Eukaryota, Fungi, Basidiomycota, Agaricomycetes, Boletales, Suillaceae. Bases 1 to 735 code for a protein of 244 amino acids. The transcript is spliced from 7 exons. The record is from RefSeq and is a predicted model, not a curated record.